Messenger RNA from Pieris macdunnoughi, 747 nucleotides. NCBI's taxonomy places the organism in Eukaryota, Metazoa, Arthropoda, Insecta, Lepidoptera, Pieridae. The record is from the annotation of a GenBank genome assembly.
AUGUCGAGCGCGCGACGCGGUGUGGCCUACACCAUUGACAGUAUCCUCGGCCAUCGAGUCCCUAACAACGGUAAUGAUGGCGUGGAUAUGAAAAGCGAGAGCGUGCACUCAGACUCCGAGCAUGAACACGAGCAUGAUCAUGACCACGAGCAGGGUCAGGAGCGCGAACCGGAUAUUGACCCGAGUGCCGAACACACUGACCAUUUAGACAUGGAUGCCAAUAGACCACGCAAGGUACGUCGCAGCCGGACCACGUUCACGACCUACCAGCUGCAUGAACUGGAACGCGCCUUUGACAAGACACAGUACCCAGACGUCUUCACGCGUGAGGAACUUGCACUACGGCUGGAUCUCAGCGAGGCGCGUGUACAGGUGUGGUUCCAAAACCGUCGCGCGAAGUGGCGCAAGCGAGAAAAGGCGUUAGGGCGCGAACAUGCUCCUUUCCUGCAUCAUGAUCAUGGAGAAUGGGGCGGCGCCAGCGCACCAGGUGGUGAGUGGUGGUCGCUAGGACUUAGCGCAUUGCCUCCCGCGCCUUUGUGGCCCGAACCAGCAUUGGCUGCAUUACUCCACAGGUACGUCCUUCGUCUGCCGCCACCCGCCACUCACUCUCCAGUGCCACGUUCUCCGUCUCCUCUCCGCUCUCCGCCCCGCUCGCCGCUCCGCUCAGUGGGUACAGCCAGCACACUAUCCGUUCCGCCAGAUGCGUUGCGGCUUCUACAUGAACGGUAUAAUCGCGUCCACACAUAA